Chrysochloris asiatica (Cape golden mole) is the source of this 843-nucleotide messenger RNA. RefSeq names its product peroxiredoxin 4 (gene PRDX4). The transcript is spliced from 7 exons. Gene Ontology annotation, biological process: hydrogen peroxide catabolic process; response to oxidative stress; cellular response to stress. Gene Ontology annotation, molecular function: thioredoxin peroxidase activity. Gene Ontology annotation, cellular component: cytosol; endoplasmic reticulum. NCBI's taxonomy places the organism in Eukaryota, Metazoa, Chordata, Mammalia, Afrosoricida, Chrysochloridae. The coding region runs from base 1 to 780 and encodes 259 amino acids. The record is from RefSeq and is a predicted model, not a curated record.
AUGACCGCUAGCCAGAGCCAAAAGCUCCUGCUGCCUCUGCUGCUGCUCUUACUGCUGACUGGAGCUUUGCGGGGUUGGGAGGCUGAGGAGAGGCCCCGGACCCGCGAAGAAGAGUGCCACUUCUAUGCGGGCGGACAAGUUUACCCUGGAGAGCCGUCCCGCGUUUCGGUUCCCGACCACUCCCUGCACCUCACCAAAGCCAAGAUUUCCAAGCCAGCACCUUAUUGGGAAGGAACUGCUGUGAUCAAUGGAGAAUUCAAGGAGCUCAAGUUAACUGAUUAUCGUGGGAAAUACCUAGUCUUCUUCUUCUACCCACUUGAUUUCACAUUUGUGUGUCCCACAGAAAUUAUCGCUUUUGGCGAUAGAAUUGAAGAAUUCAGAUCAAUAAAUACUGAAGUGGUAGCCUGCUCUGUCGAUUCACAGUUUACCCAUUUGGCCUGGAUUAAUACCCCUCGAAGACAAGGAGGUCUUGGGCCAAUAAGGAUUCCACUUCUUUCAGAUUUGACCCAUCAGAUCUCAAAGGACUAUGGGGUCUAUCUGGAGGACUCAGGCCACACUCUUAGAGGUCUAUUCAUUAUUGAUGACAAGGGAACCCUAAGACAAAUGACUCUGAAUGAUCUUCCAGUGGGUCGAUCAGUGGAUGAGACACUCCGUUUGGUUCAAGCAUUCCAGUACACCGACAAACAUGGAGAAGUCUGCCCUGCUGGUUGGAAACCUGGUAGUGAAACAAUAAUCCCAGAUCCAGCUGGAAAACUGAAGUAUUUCGACAAACUAAAUUGAAAAUUACUUCCUCAGGGCAUGGAUGUUUGAGCGUUACCAAUAAAGUUCAGUGUUUUGUUACCA